Anopheles arabiensis is the source of this 1362-nucleotide messenger RNA. RefSeq lists its product as uncharacterized. The record is from RefSeq and is a predicted model, not a curated record. Lineage: Eukaryota; Metazoa; Arthropoda; Insecta; Diptera; Culicidae. The transcript is spliced from 3 exons. Bases 46 to 1272 code for a protein of 408 amino acids.
GCACUCAUACUUGCUAUUCGUUCAAUCGUGGCGCCAUCGAAAGCGAUGUUGGCUUCUAAUUUGCAACCCACCAAAAACCCGUCAGUUGGGGACGUGUUUCGAGCUAUUCCAUCGCCGUACAGUGCCAAACCAGCUCAAGAAAUGGGACACUUCAUACGGGAGGUGAGGAAAUUGCCGCGCAAUAACACUUUCAUCAGUCUCGAAGCUGCCAAGGAAGAGAGUGUUGGUGGCGGCAAAGUGUCCCUGCAGCGUUGGAACAGUGUGGAAAAUUUAACCAGCGAUCGGCAAACAGCAAGGGAGCAAGAGGAAGAUAAAAUAGCACCGAUAGUGGCAGUGAAAUUGGAACAGUUCAACAAUGGGUCCGACUCGAAUGACGAUGAUAGCUUCGAAACUAAAGAACGUAAUGCGGCCGACCGGCGAUGCAGCAUGAUCCCAUUAAUGGCCCAUCCUGCCGGGCGCCCCAAGGUGGUGGGACAACCUUACGCGGAUAGAGAAAAAAUUGUCCGCAAAAAACCACCGCUUCCUCCAAAAGCGCUGGCAAAGAAUCAAGACCCCGUUAGGAUGUAUCGAGCAGAACGAUUGCAGGAGAAAAAGCUGGACAUGGAGCAACAGGUGGAUGAAAUGAGGGAGCAACUUGCUAGCCUAGAACUGAGCCGGCAAAAGGAGGAGCAACGCAAUCGGGAAAUCAUCGACCGCCUUAAAGAAGAUAUCAGUGAUUUAAAAUUAACCUGUGAGAAGCUGAAGGGCGCUGUAGAGCGACUACAGAACGCGGAUGAUCUGUUUGGAAAGAUGAAGCAUGAAGGAGAAUUUUCCUUAUACGCACGGUCGUACGAGGUGUCGAAGAAAAUUCUCAGCAACACUUUCCGUAGAAGGAAAGCUAAUACCGCGCGUCCCAGUUGUUUGGAUGCGAACGGCGCCGAAGCAAGCGGUGAUACUGUUCAGAGCUUUAACGACGGUGAUCAGCAGUGCAUGUUGAGUGAUACAGCAGGCAGCAACAGUCUGGCAGUUAUGCAUCCAGUAGGCGUGCCAUCUGGUGGCGAUGGAGACCAUAAUAUCCGCCGUGUGAACAGUGCUCCUCCAGAGACGCCAGUGAAUAUAGUGACUUCCAUGUACUAUGUUUCCAAGAUAGAAUCCGUCGGAAUGGACGGCAUCCCUUCGGAUGCAAACGAUUCUGAGAAUCCCAUGAUUCAGACUCCGGAAAAAGAAACGAUGACAAAAAAGAAAACCAAAGCGUCCAAAUUCGGUGGUUGGUUCAGAUCUGGUAAACAGUAGACGGUGAUAGUUUUUCGGUUGCAUAUGUCAACUUUAUUUACUUCAAAAUUAGAAUCUUUCGUAAAUAUAUUCCACAAAAACGAUGAAAAA